Molecule: messenger RNA, 1029 nt
Organism: Henningerozyma blattae CBS 6284
Lineage: Eukaryota; Fungi; Ascomycota; Saccharomycetes; Saccharomycetales; Saccharomycetaceae
Exons: 1
Coding region: 1-1029 (342 amino acids)
Source: RefSeq, a predicted model, not a curated record
AUGGAUUUUAUAAUUUUAAAAAUGGAAAACUUAAAUGAUAAUAAUAAUAAGUUUUAUAUACCUGAUAUAUUUUAUAAGAAUUAUGAUGUGCCCAUCCAUUAUAAAGAUUAUAAUAUUUUUUUAAUUGAUAAUCGAAGUUUAAAUAUAUUAUGUGAUAUUUCAAAAUUUGGAAGACAAACACGAAUUAAAAAAAAAAUUUUUUUAAUUAUUGAAAAUGGUGUAAAUAAAUAUUCAAAUUUUCUAUUUCCAAUUGAAAGUUAUUAUAAUAAUCAUCAUCGUGUUAAACUGGUAAGUGAUGCUAUUACUCAAAAUUAUGGAAGCAUACAGCAUUACACUCAACAAUUAUUAAAAGAGUUAAACAUAUAUUCAGGAGUCAAUUGUUUAGAAGCUAUUGGUAUUACCAAAUUAAACCAACAAAAUCCAAUAUUUGGAAAUACUUCAAUAAAAUAUGGAAACUCUUUAAUUGGUGGAAUGUCAUUAUCUAGUAAAAUUGAAAUUCCAGGAAUUUGUUUUGUAUUCCUUUUCAAUAAUGUGAACCAUAUUCCCUAUGGAAUAAUAGAAAAUUUAUAUAAUACAUAUUAUUAUCUUACUGACAUUAAUGGUAAAUGCUCUGCAGAAGCAUUAUUUUACUUUUUAAGAAAACCUUGUUGUAAUAGAUUUAGCAUUCACGGUUAUGAAGUUUAUAAUGGUCAUUUAGAGUUUAACGAUAUUUUUAUUAUAAACAAAGAUCAUCCUUUACUUCCAAGAGUGAUUAAUAAUUUAUUCAUAAUAUUGCAAGAUGAAAAACAGAAAAUUUCAAAACAAAAUGAAAAAGACAUCGUAUCAAAUAAAUCACUAUUGUGUAACACCUCUGAACAAGACAGUAAAAAAAAAGGUAUGUAUGAAUUAAAGACAAAAUAUUUGCCAAUGUUUAAGAUGAUUUCUGCUAGUAUUAUUGCAAUUUUGGUUUACAAACUUAUACUGUAUUUAUUCCCAAAACUUAUAGAAAUUCUAGAUACUGCUUUAGUCUUCGAGAUAUCCAAAUCUUAG